UUCAGCCACUUUUGUUUUAAUAUUUUACACCUGCAAAACAGAAGAAAAAAAAUGCUUCUGGAGCGCGAGGACAGCUUUAUGUCGGAGUUUGAGGACGCGUGCAGCGCCUGGGUGGACAGUGUGGGCUCGAGCCCCAGCGACGGAGCGGACUCAGACGUGGGAUCACCUUUCUGCCAAGUUUUCUCUCCGGGAACUGACGCCUCUGACUCAGAUUUCUUCUCCGACUUCAGCGACUGCUCCUCGGACACGCUCUCCCCUUCCCUCGGUUACAGCGGCAGCUUCUUCACGGAGCCGGAGGCGCCACCGGCGGGGGCAGCGGGACUGAGCAGCACCGCAGACGCGAUUCUCAACAUGAUCACGGAGAUCGUCGGAAUCUGCACAGAGAUGGAGCAGCAGCAGCCCACCACCUCUUCCUCCUCCUCCUCCCCGCCAGCAGCCGCCACCUUCGCUCCAGCAACCGUCACGGACAUCCCUCCCCUGCCUGCUGCAGCCCAGCAGCUUCCCUCCACCUCCGCUUCCCUCCCAGCUGUGGUGAAGAGCGAGUUUGUUACUUCCAGCUGCAACAGCGGGUGUGCGCAACUCUCCACAGCUGGGAAUGAUGCCCUGUACCCGGCCAGCGCUGACUCACUGCUCCCGCUGUCAGCUCUGGAGCAACAGGUGGAUGUGGCGGAUUUAAUAGACUCCCUGCUGAACUCCGACGCCGCGCAGGGCGAACUGAAGCCUGUCUGCGAGGUGAAGCAAGAGCCGCUGGGGCUGGAGGACUGGCUGAAGAGCUUGUCCACUGCUCCCGUUACUGGGGGAGAUUCCAGCAGCUACGUCAUCAGCAGACCGGUGAUAAAGACGGAGCUCGUGCAGAGCGGGAACGACCUCCACUGCACCCCCUCUUCCCUCCCCUCCACCCUCGACUCUCAGCUGCUCUCCUCCCUCCUGCAGGGCGUGUUCCCGAUAGUCAACAUUGGCAGCGUGCAUGCGACAGGAGCCCCCAAACUGUCACGUGGAGGGAGGAGAGCGCCCGCAAAGAACGGCCUGAAGGCGAAACCGUUCCCGUGCUCCGUGCAGGGGUGCGAGCGCCGCUUCUCGCGCUCCGACGAGCUCAACAGGCACGUGCGCAUCCACACGGGACAGAAACCUUUCCAGUGCACCAUCUGCGCGCGCAGCUUCAGCCGCAGCGACCACCUGACCACCCACACGCGCACGCACACCGGGGAAAAGCCCUUCUCCUGUGACGUCUGCGGCAAGCGGUUCGCGCGCAGCGACGAAAGGAAGAGGCACGGGCGCGUGCACGUCAAGCAGCAGCUGCGCGCUCAGAUGAUGGCCGCCUACUCCCUGGCCCUGAACGCGCCUGGCGUCUAAACAGCAGCGCCCGCUCAACGUGGAAGAUUUCAAAGCUUCGGGAUUUGAACCGUCAACCGGAAAGCGUCUGAGACACGUUUCCAUGUGACGUCACACUGAAGGCGAUUUUAGCUGAACCCGGAGGAGGACAUGGCAGGUGUUUACAGGUGUUCAGGGGACUGAAGUCCAAAUUUUGGUUCCUCUCAGGGCGCAUCCGUGAGCGCGGUCCUACAGCUGGACUGUGAGCAGACCCGGACACGAGUCGGAAGUGCCCAGGUGCUGCUCCUGUGACGUGUUUCCUGCCUACCCUGCGGACUGUGGUGGACUUUAAAGGAGCAGUCCGUCUGACUGAUGGACGGAUUUUCCUGUAAAAUAUUAAUUUGUGACUUUUCUGCAUGAGGACGUGAAGAAAUGUCGACGUCAGAAUGUCGUGUUUGUUUUGACUGCUAUUUUUAUGUGAACAUCUUUAUAUUUGAGGAGUUCUAUGUUUGUAAGAUAGCUCUAUUUUUCUAGAUGGCUCGUCUACCUCUUCGUGUUUACAAUCAAAGUGUAUAUAUUUCUAAAGAUGAAUGUGCUGCGAUGUCACUUUUUCUAUGAGACCGAUUGUAAAAUCCCUCUGAAUGAACUUGAUUUUCCCUCCUCACAUUCGGGUGCAGGUUUGAGCUGCACCGGUGCAUUGUGGUAUUUGUAGUGUGACGGUGAAAGAAGAAAAAAAAAAACAACAAACACACCAGCUCAGUGAGAGCUGAGCUCCAAGUAGCACACAUGGCUGUGCAGGUUUACUGUUCCCUCGUUCUGCAUGGAGGCUGCUGUCGCUGUCAAUAAACAAACAAACAAACAAA
Molecule: messenger RNA, 2174 nt
Organism: Archocentrus centrarchus (flier cichlid)
Lineage: Eukaryota; Metazoa; Chordata; Actinopteri; Cichliformes; Cichlidae
Gene: egr4
Product: early growth response 4
Exons: 2
Coding region: 52-1353 (433 amino acids)
Biological process (GO): regulation of transcription by RNA polymerase II
Molecular function (GO): RNA polymerase II cis-regulatory region sequence-specific DNA binding; DNA-binding transcription factor activity, RNA polymerase II-specific
Source: RefSeq, a predicted model, not a curated record